AUUUCAGAAUAUUCUGCAAUACUGGAGUGUAACAGUUGGUGACUCUGCCAAAGCGCAUUAAAUACUUCAUCGCCUGCCAACAGUAGCUAAAAGGGCAAAGCUACAGUUAUAUAAGCAGUUGAAUAAACGACGCGUUGAGCAAAUACAUACAUAGAAAUACGAAUCAAGUAUAAAAUCAAUAACUGUCCACUAUGGAUGUUAGAAAAUAUUUGAGUUUACUGGCACUGAUGCUGCUAUCACUGUUGGCGUUUCAUAGUAGUCCAGUGGAGGCGUGCAGUUGCAUGCCCAGCCAUCCGCAGACACACUUUUGCAAUGCUGACUAUGUUGUCAUUAUACGUGUUAUGCGCAAAUCCCACCGUCUGGUUCAAAACAACAUUGCCUACAAAGUGGAAGUAAAGAAAUCAUAUAAGAUGAAUGAAUCCGGACAGAAGCUGCUAAAACACGGUCGCAUAGUGACACCAAAUUCUGAAGCUAUGUGUGGCGUUAACUUGGAUAUUGGCAAGCUAUACGUAAUUGCUGGUCGUGGUCCAUAUUUGAAUAGUUGCAGUUAUGUAAAGGAAUAUCUGAAGAUGUCGGUGGUAGAGAGGCGUGGCUUUGCUGGCGCCUAUCGCAAGGGUUGUAAAUGUGCGGUUGAACCCUGUUUUGGCAACUACUGCUUGGAAGAACGCCAAUCCGCCACCGCCUGCAAAUGGUCACCGUUUGCCAAAUGUGAAACAGAUUUUAGCGCUUGCAUCCCAUCACACUACCGCACACCUGAAGGCAUUAUCUCCAAGUGCCAUUGGCGAAGUACGCCGGCAUAUAAAAAAUGCAUGGCCGAUCCAUAAAGGACAACCAAA
Rhagoletis zephyria (snowberry fruit fly) is the source of this 836-nucleotide messenger RNA. RefSeq names its product tissue inhibitor of metalloproteases-like. Lineage: Eukaryota; Metazoa; Arthropoda; Insecta; Diptera; Tephritidae. Gene Ontology annotation, biological process: negative regulation of endopeptidase activity; negative regulation of membrane protein ectodomain proteolysis. Gene Ontology annotation, cellular component: extracellular matrix. The record is from RefSeq and is a predicted model, not a curated record. Gene Ontology annotation, molecular function: metalloendopeptidase inhibitor activity; protease binding.